This is a messenger RNA of Coregonus clupeaformis (lake whitefish), 3524 nucleotides long. RefSeq names its product interleukin 17 receptor A1a (gene il17ra1a). The transcript has 14 exons. Lineage: Eukaryota; Metazoa; Chordata; Actinopteri; Salmoniformes; Salmonidae. Gene Ontology annotation, molecular function: interleukin-17 receptor activity. The record is from RefSeq and is a predicted model, not a curated record. The coding region runs from base 326 to 3253 and encodes 975 amino acids.
UGCAUAACUACCAGGAAGUUCCAGUAAAUAAACCAUUUGUCCGUUGGACCGACCUUCCUUCAGGGGAAAUUCUGUGUAGCUACCGUCAGUAGACAUUUCCUGGAUUCCCCGUGUGAAUGGCGUCUUGUGGAUAGUCUGUUUAGUACAGCCUACUGUGUUGAACACCACAUGCGCCUUUACAGAUUAGAGAGAGUUUUUCUUUGUUUCUAUCAUGAUGGGUGCGCUACAGUCAUGAUUCCCUAAAACAGUUGGACAUGUGUUGUUGCUUUUUGAGCUGGGAAAAUGAUUUGCGGGUGGAAAGCUACUUGCUUUUGACUGAACAAAAAUGAAACUACUUCUCAUGGUGGGAUUGUUGUUGGCGUUUGUCUCUACCUCAUCAAGUCUCCGGAUUUUGGAAUGGCCCAAACUAAACUGUACUCAACAGGGUUUGAGAUGCGAAGCCAACAUCAAUAACUGCCUGGAUAAAGAGUGGUUGAAGCCUCGGCGCUACACCCCUAACGGUCCAGUGAACCUAGAGGUGGAGGUGGACACCAGAAAAGAUGAGGAGGGACACCUGGUACCUGUUUUAGUGGCACGAUGGAAAGCUCCGGAUGACGGAAGUAUUAGUUCCCUGAAAGGAACAGAGCUUCAUGUUCUGAUGAUGGCCACAAACCAGUAUCUGUGUGUUCGAUACGAAUUCCUCGAUAAGAUACCCAUGCGUAAUCCAGCAUAUGAAAAGUGGUCUUUCUCCCUGGAUCGAGUGGUGGUUGAACCCGGCCUGUCGUACGUUGUCUCAGUCUCCAACCUCCCCAAACCAAACCUGAAGUACUCUGGUUAUAACAUCAAUAAAACCGUCACUGUCCCAGAUUGUAAACAGCCCAAGAUACAGAGGAGUAAGGUGUGUCUGGACAGUGGGAGUCUGUGGAGGCCCAAUGCUACGUUGGAGCGGUCCACCGGACCACAAGGCAGAGCCGUGCUCACUGUCGGGUUCAGUACAGACCAGCGCUCACAGAACUACAGAGUCUCGCUGCAGUGCUCCAACGACAGACACUGGCAGGACACUGACAUGACCAACCAAACAUUGCUGAAUGUAACCUUUGACCUGGAGAAAUGGCCCCAGACCUGUUGCCGUUUUGAUGUGGAGAUCCAGCCGUUUUUUAGCCGUUGCAGCAACGACUGCGUACGUAGAAGGAAAACGUUUAACAUAUGUGGGACCGCUCCAACGGUGUUAACUGAAGACUCUUCCUCUCCUAAAACCUACACUGUCGUAACGGCGGCGGCGGUGGUGGUGGUGGUGGUGGUCGGCGGAGUGGUCUGUUGGGUUGUCUAUCAACUACGGAGACGGAGAAAGAAAGUCCCACCAGGCCCCUCUCCCCCAGCUGUAGAGCCAGAGGCCCAGACUCCUCAUCCUCCCAGGGUUCCUCCCAGGGUGUUGGUGAUCUACUCUCAGGACCACCCUCUCUACAGGAAGAUAGUCCUGAAGCUCUGUGCGUUCCUGCAGGCCAAGUGUGGAACAGAGGUGGUGUUGGACCUUCUAGACACAGCCUGGCUGGGCACUGUGGGGCGACUACCCUGGCUGGAGUGGCAGAGGCAACAGGUCAACAAAUCAUCAGACAAGAUCCUGGUCCUCUGUUCUCGUGGUGUUCAGGCCAAGUGGAGGGCGAUGUGCGGCCAGAGUCGUGUGACGUUAAGAGAGGACCUCCGGUCGCCCAUUGACGACAUGCUGACCCCGGCCCUUAACCUCUUCCUGCCCGACAUGCAGCAGGCCGCCGCCCUGGGGAAGUACAUGGUGGCCUACUUUGACGAUGUGGGCAGCGAGCGCGACGUGCCGUCUGUCUUCGACAUCGCUGUGAAGUACAAGCUGAUGAAGCACUUUGAGGAGCUCUGCUUCAGGAUCCUGGAUAAGGAGAAGUACGCACCAGGACAGGUCAGCCACAUCGAGGGGAUCGGAGUGGAAGAGUACUUCAAAUGUCCGUCGGGGAGGGAUCUGCGUGACGCCAUCGAAGCCUUCCAGGUGUUCCAGCUAGAGAACCCGGACUGGUUUGAACAGGAGUGUGUUGACAUCAACGCAGAGGAGGAAGUGGUCGCAGUAACAGAGUAUGAUGCUCUACUGGAACAGCCGGUCGCUCCUGUUCUAGAGUUUGUUCCAGAAUACAGGAAGGGGCCUCCUGUUCUAGAGUUUGUUCCAGAAUACAGGAAGGGGCCUCCUGUUCUAGAGUUUGUUCCAGAAUACAGGAAGGGGCCUCCUGUUCUAGAGUUUGUUCCAGAAUACAGGAAGGGGCCUCCUGUUCUAGAGUUUGUUCCAGAACACAGGAAGGGGCCUCCUGUUCUAGAGUUUGUUCCAGAAUACAGGAAGGAGCCUCCUGUUCUAGAGUUUGUUCCAGAGUACAGGAAGGGGCCUCCUGUUCUAGAGUUUGUUCCAGAAUACAGGAAGGGGCCUCCUGUUCUACAGUGUGUUCCAGAAUACAGGAAGGGGCCUCCAAUCUCCAGCUAUGAUGUAGAGAUCAAUGAAAACAGCCAGGGAGUCCAGGUCUUGACUCCUGAAGUGAAAGUGGAAGGUGAUGGGACGUCUGUGCUGGAGGUUCUUCCAAGGGUCAGCUCUGACAGCCACCAGGUCUACCCAUCAUACCCAGUCGUUGAGGCCCCACCCGGGGUACUUAUCUCUGAUCUGUACCCCCAUGCCCUGGACAGUCAACCCUGUGGGUUGUCAGAUCUUCUUCUGAGUGAGCCACCCCUGGCCAGAGAGAACUGUCUCCGCCUACAGGAGAGGUCGGGAACAGCAGACCGCUGCCCUCUAGAGAGCGAGGAAGAGGAGGAGUCAUACAGUCCUUCAUCUUGUCAACCCUCUGCUGACACCCUGGAACAACUGAUGUCUCUCCAGCUGUCACUCUGUGGCCUCAGCGCUAUCCCAGAAACCACCUCUGUGUCCACAGAGAAUGGCUACCAAUCACAGCAGCCUGUAGAGAUGGACCUAUCACUUCCUGUCAAGAUGGGCCAAUCACAGCUGUCCUUCAGCUCCAUCCAGGUUACCCCACCUGUACCGACGGAUAGUCCGAUUCGGUACCUCCCUCCCCUGCCAGAGAUGGAGGAGGGUGGGGAGGUGAUGAACCCCUCUUCCCAGGAGAAGAGACCCAUCAGUGGGUCAGACCAGGGAUACAUCUCCAGGAGUUCCUUCCAGCAGGACUCUCCUGUAGACUCCCCUGUAGGGGGGGCCAGCGAGAAUCUACUGACGGCACUGGCCAGGUUACAACAGGACCUCUACCUAAACCAGUAGAUACUCUGGGUUCUGCAAUAAAAUGCAGAGGGAACGUUCUAGAAAAACUGGUGUUAAUCAGACACUCUGGAUCAUAAACACUUUAGUUCUUUCAGAUUGUUACGACAUUAUUGUCUAUACAGUUGUUCUGCUUUCCUGUUUUGAAAAAUGACGCGCGACCUUGAAUCAAUGAAUCAGGCGAUGGGUUUGUACAGCAUAAUCCAUAGAUUUAGUUCUGAUAUCACUUUCUUAUAUCAGGUUGUACUGGACAAUAAAACUGAUCAUGUCCAUA